Trichobilharzia szidati is the source of this 1726-nucleotide messenger RNA. NCBI's taxonomy places the organism in Eukaryota, Metazoa, Platyhelminthes, Trematoda, Strigeidida, Schistosomatidae. The record is from the annotation of a GenBank genome assembly.
ACUGCUUGUUGUGCUAUAAAUAAGCGAACGGAAAGUCAGUUACCAUAAGAAGAUGGUCUACUUUGCAUACAACCACAUAGUCUUCGUCUCUCUGUUGGCAUUUGUAGCCGUAAACGCACGUGCAAAGUUGAAUGAACUACAGGUCGAACUGUUGGAAAAAACUACCGCAGGUUUUGCACGCGAAAUAUUUCAGAAAGUGGUAGACAUAGAAGAAUUCCUACAAGAUUAUAAGAACACGAUUCUCAGUGAACAUGCAAGCUCAAAAAGAGAAAUAGAAAAGUAUUUGGACUGUUUGCAAACUGCUUACAAAUACUUUUAUGGAGAGACUGCGUUUGACGCAAUUGAAAAGGUUCUCUUCCUAAAGAUUGACGACAGUAUCCCCCUAGAGAAUUACUUCAAAGUCGAUGAAAUGGUGAAGCAUGCCCGGGAAAAAGCCUUAGCAUAUACUAGUAAGUAGCAUUUUAUUACGCUAACCAGUCUGAAUUGUUUCGUCUGUGUGGAGUAACGAUUUUCGAAAUGCCAGUCUCCACACAUCUCUUGUAAAUUUGAGUUAAUAAUCAAGCUGUAUGUCUACUCUUACUCGCCCAUGUAUAGAAAAGAAGGAGGAGUUCCCUGUACACAAAUGUUCACAACAUAUACCUUCAGUGCUUCAAAAAGGUAUUUGUUUGCUCUUUUUCACAUUCUUGAUGAAAUGAAUAACAUUUUCACAUACACCUACGCUGAGGGUAUAUUUCCACAUGUCACAAUACUUUCAUCAUGAUUUGAACUCAUGAACAUCCAGCUCUUAUUGUACGAUAGUCAAUGAUGAGUGUUUUCCUGAAUCAGGUUAUAAUGUGUGAAGGAGGAUGAACAAUUUUAGCGUUCAGAAUGCCUUCACUCGUCUUCAAAUACACUCUUUUUAGAUAAUGGGAUUUUGAGUAGAAACACACACUGAAAGACAACUUGUUGAACGUGAAACUGAAUCAGCACUAAUAUAACGACGUGAUGGCUACACUUUGAACAUCGUGAAUUCUUGACAUAGUGCAAGUGGAUGAUUUUGUAGAGUAGUCAAUGAUUCGAAUCUGUGCGCGAAACACAUUGUUUUGCAUCAUUUCAUGUCGCAUAAUUUCGGGUAUUUACUUCGUAGUAUGAUUGUGAGAAAUUCACUCUGCAAGAUAUUCGUUCAUAUAUCAUUUCAGAGGCGCAAGAAGUGGAUAAACUACACAAAAGUCUAUUCAAAUUGAAGUACGAGAUUGGCGUGCUUAUGUUUGGCGUGAAACUAUACGCAACCUUAUUGAAACAGUUGAAAGAAAAUCGAGGAGAAGUACCAGAAUGAAUGUCAAAGUCAGCGUGAAACUGAAUAGAUGUAGCUUGUAGACGCUUUCAUAAAUAUUUUAUUUUGAAUUAAAUUAAAUAAAUCUCUUUUCUGCUACACAGCUUUCUCUUCAUGAGAUCAAACUUCAUUCAAAUGGUGGUUGUGAUCGGGUGUGGUUAAUAUUUGAAUUCUCUGUGGUUUGUCGUUGUCGGAUAUGUGUAAAUGUGAGAUUGGUCAUCAGGUGGCUGUUAGGAGAUUGAGUCUCUUCAGUAGAGUGUGCUUCAGAUGCUUCUGAGCGUGUAUUAUUCACACACAUGAGUCAUGUGGCAGAUGCAAUCAGACCCACUGUUUUAUCGACAAACAAUGGUAUGAAGACAUAUACGCGUCACCGACCUCAUUUCGAUUACAAUUGAGUCAGUGUCUUUUGAGGAG